This is a messenger RNA of Perca fluviatilis (European perch), 2250 nucleotides long. It is a transcript of the gene shbg, whose product is annotated as sex hormone-binding globulin. The transcript has 8 exons. Gene Ontology annotation, molecular function: steroid binding. The record is from RefSeq and is a predicted model, not a curated record. Lineage: Eukaryota; Metazoa; Chordata; Actinopteri; Perciformes; Percidae. Bases 734 to 1915 code for a protein of 393 amino acids.
CUUUCUGUGUGUGUGUGUGUGUGUGUGUGUGUGUGUGUGUGUGUGUGCGUGCGUGCACACAAAGAAGGAGACUGUAUCACAGGAAUCAAGCGAGCAUAAGAGAAAAAAAAGAGUUUUGUGACUUGGAAGCACAGUUCCCCUCUCAUGUCUCUCUCCUCUUCACUCUACAACACACUCUGAGUCAUGAGUCAGCUGUGGGGAAUCAAGGUUCCUGUGUAAUGGGUAAACACAAAUCAGUGGUCUGGCUAAGGUCACUCACCUGGCCUGCGGUGUCCACUCUACAUGAAUCACUGCAAAUUCAGGAGAUGUACAGACGGAUGGACACUUUAUUAAAAGAAAUGUUUGCCAAAUUUGGAAUUAUUUCUAAUAUUACAAGAGCUCCCAACUAACAUUUUUUCUGCCUUUUACUCUACACUUUCUUUCCUUUAUCCUCUGUUUGCCUGCUGCCCACUCUGCCUUUUGUCCACCUACAUGUUUGCAAAGAUCUGGUCACAACCACACAGCCAUGAAGCACUCCCUCCUGGGGAUCGAUAACCCGCACUGACCAUGGCAUAUUUGCCCUCUGGACCCCAGGACAGUGUGCCAGCACACACCUUCUCUUCACACACUGUUGAAGAGUCUCUCUGCUUCUCGUCCCACCACCGACGCCUCAGGGUAACUUGGAGUCAGCAGACCAUCCAAAGGCUCAGGAGACGGCACACUGGGAGGCCUGGGUGGGUGAAUGCACUGAAGGAUGGCCGUGUUUUGGAAAGCAAUGGCAGGUGGACUGCUGCUCACUUUGAGCCUCACUCUGCUGGGGUGGGGAGUUGAGGGGCAGGGGAACGGACGGGGUAAGAAAGAAGUAUCAGGCGGGGCUACUGUCUACCUCGGCCAGGACAGAGACAUCUGGAGGCCAAUGAUCUACACAACAGUAAACCUUAGUGAAAUCCGCAGUAUCAAGUCAUCCUUUCAGUUACGGACCUUUGACCCUGAAGGUACCAUUUUCUAUGGAGACACUAAAAACGGACAGGACUGGUUUGUUUUGUCCCUGAUGGACGGUAUCCCCCUGAUGCAGAUCAGCAGAGAAGACAUCCUCAUCAGCGUGGCAGGCGGCCCUAAGCUCAAUGAUGGGAAAUGGCACACACUGGAGGUGAGCCACCAAGAGAAGUUUGUGGUUCUAGAGGUGGACGGCUCCAAUAGGCUGGAGGUGGGCAUGCAGUCCAAACAGACACAGGAGAUCCUUGUAGGUGAACUCCGACUGGCCGUUGGUGGGAUCCUGAUCAACAAGGAAAAGAUGAUUGUUCAGUUUGAGCCGCAGAUGGAUGGCUGUGUGCGCGAAGGCAGCUGGCUAAACCUCAGCAUCCCCUGGGAGGCGGACGUGGAGGAGCUGUGGCCCUGCUAUCAAAACAUCCAACCUGGCAGCUACUUCGCUGGCACUGGAUUUGCCAUUUUCAACACCUCAGUUUUCCCCAUUGAGGCAGAUCAUGUGGUCAAGACUGAAUUGUGGGGAGAUUUCAGUAAGAUGGAUGGGACCAUUUUGAGCAUCAAGGCUCCUGGGCAAGAGAUGAUCUUUGCUUUAGUGGCCAAUAAUAACACAAAGGAGGUCACACUCACUUUCGGUGAAGAAAAACUCAGUAUGAAUGACACUUUCAAGAGACUGGUGAUAACCUUUGAGAUAGAUAAACUGCAAGUGUUUCAAGAUGAAGAUGAAUCAAAGACUACAAAGUUAUCUUUCGCAGGGAGCCACCCUGGUUAUUUGACCCCAUGGAGACAGGGUAGGCUCGCCUUUGGAGGUCUCCUAGGUAAGGGGGAGGACGACGUUGGUUCCCAGUUCUUGACAGGCUGUCUGGAGAAGAUCCAGAUCCAAGGGAGGGAUGUGGACCUGGAUUUAGCUGUCAAACACAUGUCAAUCUCCUCUCACAGCUGCCCUGCAUAGACCAUGAAAGUAUACAUGUUCAAUAUGUGGAUUCAGUGUUUGCAAUUGAUGCUUUUGGAUCCAAAUGAUGUAGAAAAAGUGUUUUAAAGUGAAAUAAUGUCUACUAAUAGUCAUUCUGUAGUCGGAUGAGGUAUUUGUACAAAUUAAACUCUAAAAUGUGGAGAAUUUACAAUAAAAUAUUAAUAGGUUGUUCAAUAAAUAUCUCUCCCAUUAGCCCCUAUUUUAACAGAAUAUGCUGAUUAAUCUGCAAAAUGUGAGUGAUUUUGUGACCUUGGUACAUGCAACAGUCUGUUUCUAAAUAAAAUAUGACUAUCCAUAGUAUAGCUAACCAUGAA